AUGGAUCUCACCGACUCCGACAUCGGUAGAAAGCAUAACAUUCCAAUGCGUUUCCUGGCCAUUGCAUCUCUCCUAUUCGGCCUCUGUGCCGCCGAGUACGACACCUGGCCGUACCAGACCUUCAAGUCCAGUUCCCUCGAACCCCCCAACCUCAAAACCACCAAGUCCGGUCCAACCAGCCCUGGCUAUCUCUUCUUCGACCAGUCAUGGUCCGCUCACCAGUACGGCGUGUUUAUCAUGUCCGAUGACAACGAGCUCGUCUGGCAGAGCCCCCGCGGCGACCUCCACGACUUCCGCAUGCAGACGCUCGACGGCAAACCCGUGUUGACGUUCUGGAACGGACUGGGUGUUCCUGAACCCUUUGGCUGGGGCUACGGCCUUAUCCAAAUCCUGGACCAGAACUACGAAAGCAUCUACAAUGUGACCGUCACCGAUGACAACUACCAGGCGCUGGGCUCCAUCAACAGCACCGGCUUCUACUCGUGGCUCGACAUGCACGAAGGCACCAUCACUGCUGACGGCACCAUGCUAGCCACCGGGUACAACGUCACCCGUGCGGAUCUCAGCGCCGUCGACCACAUAGACGAGAUCACCCUGGAGGCUGUGCAGGAGUUCUAUCCCAUCAAGGACUGGAGGAAGAACUAUAGCGCACCCUACGGAUACUUCCAUAUCAACUCGGUCGACAAGUUCGCCGACGGCUCAUACCUGAUCUCAUCUCGUUACUACUCCUCUCUGUUCCGCAUCGCCACGGACGGCUCCGUCGACUGGACUCUCCAGGGCAAAAACGGCGGCGACUUCACCCUUGCCCCCAAUCUCCACUUCACGUACCAGCACGAUGCGCGCAUCCAGCGCGAAGCCAACGACCACAUUCUAAUCAGCAUCUUCGACAACGACAACUCCGACGUGCACAACGGCACGCACCACACAGAGGGUCUCUACCUCGACGUGAACACGCGCAGUCGGGAAGUCCGCGCCGUACGCCAGCUCGCCGACCCCAACGACGAGAUCUACUCCACCUCCCAGGGCAACCUGCAGCACCUGCCCAACGGCCACAGCAUCAUGGGCUACGGCUCGAACCCAAAGAUCAAGGAGUACAGCGCCAACGGCACCUGCGUGCUGACCGCGCAGUUCGGGCCCGAUGAUGUUGUUUCCUCAUACCGCGGGUAUCGCUUCCCGUGGGUGGGUACGCCGGGUACUCCUCCGGAUGUGGUUGCUUGUCUUGAUCGGGUUCAAAAUCAGACGAAUGUGUAUAUGAGCUGGAAUGGGGCGACGGAGCAUCGGGUGUGGAAGGUGUUUGGUGGUGCGCAUCGUGAUGCCCUGAGACCUGUUGCUGAGGCGCGGAAGACGGGCUUCGAGACGCUGGCUGUGGCUAAAGGGGCGUUGGAGUUUGUGCAGGUUGAGGCGCAGGGUAUGGGUAUCAGUCCUGGUGUUUCCAGGGUUGUGUCUGUGGAGAGGCAGUGUUAG
Messenger RNA from Aspergillus terreus NIH2624, 1464 nucleotides. Its product is annotated as arylsulfotransferase family protein. Bases 1 to 1464 code for a protein of 487 amino acids. The transcript is spliced from 4 exons. The record is from RefSeq and is a predicted model, not a curated record. Lineage: Eukaryota; Fungi; Ascomycota; Eurotiomycetes; Eurotiales; Aspergillaceae.